Messenger RNA from Saccharomyces cerevisiae S288C, 888 nucleotides. RefSeq names its product Par32p (gene PAR32). Bases 1 to 888 code for a protein of 295 amino acids. NCBI's taxonomy places the organism in Eukaryota, Fungi, Ascomycota, Saccharomycetes, Saccharomycetales, Saccharomycetaceae. Gene Ontology annotation, cellular component: cytoplasm. The transcript has a single exon. The record is from RefSeq and is marked reviewed.
AUGGCUACGUUCAACCCACAAAACGAGAUGGAGAACCAGGCACGUGUACAAGAGUACAAGGUCUCCACUGGCAGAGGCGGAGCUGGCAACAUCCAUAAAUCUAUGUCCAAGCCGUCUCCCGUACUUCUUCCAUUGAAAUCCAAUUCAAAGACAGUAGCAAACAACAAUAAUAACGGUAGCAACCAGGAAAAGGUUCCUCGUUUUGCAAUUGGUAGAGGUGGUGCCGGUAAUAUCUUUCAUGAUCCGCACCUGACGAGAUCCGCCCAACAACUGGACUCUAACGACAAUAUCAACUAUAACGACGUGAUCAAUGACAUCGACGAUUAUAUUUCCCCUAUAACUUCGGAUAUGGUGGAUGAAGGUGGGUCAAACCCGGUGACCAACACCAGGUCUCGUAUCAGCGCUACAAGGAGCCAUCAGUCUUUGCAUGCCACCACUUCGUCUCCGAACAACAACGCCCCAAUUGUCGUUGGUAGAGGUGGGGCAGGAAACAUUUUCUUCAACAAAAAAAAGGUGGCCAGCAAUGGUGGAAAUGAAGAGGAUGAGAUACGAGGCGGCAAUAUCGAGGAUGAGGAUACUAUCAAUGCAAACGAGGACAACCUGUUUGUGGUGACUUCCAAUGGCAAUGCUUUGGCGGCAAUCAAGUCCACGUCCAAGAAGCCUAAAAAUAAGCUCAAGGGCAAAAGCGCACCGGAAAAAUUUGCUAUUGGAAGAGGUGGCGCUGGAAACAUAAUUUCUCCAAAGUCAAGCAGGAACACUAUCAACCAUAACUUAAACGAUGAUGAUGAAGAUAAGUUUAAUUUGAAAGAUGACAAUGGUAAAGAGAAGAAGAAGAAGAAGAAGAAGAAAUCAGGGUUUUUCAGUUCUUUGAAAACUAUGUUUAAUUGA